Musa acuminata subsp. malaccensis (wild Malaysian banana) is the source of this 1131-nucleotide messenger RNA. Its product is annotated as 14-3-3 protein 6. Gene Ontology annotation, biological process: signal transduction; intracellular protein localization. The record is from RefSeq and is a predicted model, not a curated record. Lineage: Eukaryota; Viridiplantae; Streptophyta; Magnoliopsida; Zingiberales; Musaceae. Gene Ontology annotation, cellular component: cytoplasm.
UCUCCGUCUGCGUUUUGUUUGGUUCUCCUCCUCGGUUUCUUUGGGCGGUAGAGGCGGCGGCGGUGGCGAUGGCGGGGACGAGGGAGGAGAACGUAUACAUGGCUAAGCUGGCGGAGCAGGCGGAGCGGUACGAGGAGAUGGUCGAGUUCAUGGAGAAGGUGACGGGGGCCGCAAUGGAAGGGGAGGAGCUAACGGUGGAGGAGCGCAACCUCCUAUCGGUCGCCUACAAGAACGUGGUCGGCGCCCGCCGCGCAUCGUGGCGGAUCGUCUCCUCCAUCGAGCAGAAGGAGGAGAGCCGCGGCAACGAGGGCCACGUCGCCGCCAUACGCGACUACCGCGCCAAGAUCGAGACCGAGCUCACCUCCAUCUGCGGCGGCAUCCUCCGCCUCCUCGACGAGCGCCUUGUCCCUUCCGCCUCCGCCGCCGACUCCAAGGUCUUCUAUCUCAAGAUGAAGGGAGACUACCACCGCUACCUCGCCGAGUUUAAGACCGGCUCCGACCGCAAGGACGCGGCCGAGUCCACCCUCGCCGCGUACAAGUCCGCCCAGGACAUUGCGUCGGCGGAGCUUUCAUCCACUCAUCCGAUCCGGCUGGGCCUCGCACUCAACUUCUCGGUGUUCUACUACGAGAUCCUGAACUCACCGGAUCGUGCCUGCGACCUCGCAAAGCAGGCAUUUGAUGAAGCAAUUGCUGAACUGGACACCCUAGGAGAGGAAUCUUACAAAGAUAGCACUCUCAUCAUGCAGCUCCUUCGUGACAACCUGACACUGUGGACUUCAGACAUGCAGGAUGAUGGAGUGGACGAGAUCAAGGAAGCGCCCAAGGGCGAGGACCAGUAGCAGAAAUAUAUCAUGUCUCCCGAUUAAGAAGCUUCAAUCUCUUCAAAUCCUCUUGCUUUGCCAUAUGAUAUAUAGGUGGAGAUUGCGUCUUCUCUGUGGUCUUCGCUUCGAUGUCCGAGUGCUUCGUUAAUCGUAUUCGCUGUCGUUCGUGUUCUUUUCAUUUUAAGCUGAUGGAACCCGCUUGUUAUGUGUCGUUUGCUUCCGCAGUGGCGUCUCUGCUGCCAGUGUGUGUGGAUUUUGAGGGGCAAGAGUUGUCACUGAUUUAUUGACUAGAUAGAGCCACUCUGCUUCA